Tribolium madens (black flour beetle) is the source of this 2483-nucleotide messenger RNA. RefSeq names its product E3 ubiquitin-protein ligase RNF216-like. The record is from RefSeq and is a predicted model, not a curated record. NCBI's taxonomy places the organism in Eukaryota, Metazoa, Arthropoda, Insecta, Coleoptera, Tenebrionidae. The transcript has 8 exons. Bases 374 to 2119 code for a protein of 581 amino acids.
UUCGUACCUACAGUUUUGUCUAUUUUAAUAUUUUAACUUUCUUGUGUUGUAUUUUAAUUCGGAACACUUGUGUCGUGUUUUAAUUCGUAACAUGGAUCGAGGUGCAGAAUAUUUUGACUUGGUAAAACACGUUCAAAGAGUUACAAAAGCUCCUAAAAACGUUGUUAAAUACCAUUGCAAAAAACUACGUUUGCCUCGAUUCAAGAAACCAAUUGAUCGUCUUAUUGAUCGUCUCAUUCGAGACGUUUUAAACAAUUCGGUUUCAGACAAUGAUGAAGACGACAAACAAAUUCCAAAGUCGCAGGAUCGACCCGAGCAAAUUUACGAUGAACUAGAAAAUGUUAACAUCUAAUUGGUGCAUCAUUUAUGUGACAUGUUUCCUGAUGCUUGUCCUCGUUAUAUCAGAAAUCUGUGUCAGAAUAAAGCCAUGAAUGAUGCUGUUGUGGAUGAAUUAAUCACAGUUAUUUUUAGUACAAACAAUGAGUAUCCAAAACGAGCGCUCCCCAUUCCUGACUCGGAAUUUAACCCGGAAAAUCAGUUUGAAAUCCUCCGGGAAGUGCUUUCGGAUGCUGAUCCUGAUUUUCUCCAGAUGAUGUGUGAUAAAUUCGAAGGAAAGCCAGAAAGUGUAGAAACUUUCAUUAACGAAACCCUGCAAAAACAAAAUUAUCCCAAAUUGAAAGAUUACGAACGUAAACAACAACUAUCAUCACAACAAAAGCAAUAUACCAGUGAUUUCAACGUGAAAAACUUCGUGAAAAUAAUUCCCAAUCCCGAGGAAUUUUUCAAUGAAAAAUCACGAACACUGAAAUUGGAUCCAUCUGAUACUGAAUAUGUUUUGGUUUUCCUGAGAAACACAUUCAAUAAAAUGCCGAUUCGCACGAUCCAAAGGAUUUUCCACGCAAAUUCGACUGACAACAACUGCAAUCUGGCAAAAACUUUCAAUCAAUUAGAAGAAAUGCAAAAUUCCGAGACUGAAACAAUGAAAAGUGUUCGCAAACCCACACGAAUGGAUACCAACAUCACCAAUAUUCCACUUCUGCAAGAGAUCGCAUAUUUGAGUCAUCGACACGAAAUCACCCAUUACCUCACCGAAUUGAAGAAACGGGAAAAUUUGGAACGCGAAGAAGCGAGAAAUCGCGGCUUAAUGCAAACAUGUAAUUGUUGCUUCGACGAAGAAGUUCUCCCACGUGACAUCCACACGUGUGGAAACAAUUGCAAAUUUUGUAAAUCUUGCAUUGUAAAAAGUGUCGAAGUGGCGUUUGGUGAAGGAAAACUGUCAUUUCCAUGUCUCGGCAAUUGUGAAUCAUCAUUGAGUCUUCAAACAUUACAAGCCGUUUUGAGUCCGAAAUUAUUCUCAAAAAUCGCCCAAAGGAAAGCUCUCGAAGAGAUAAAAUCUGCAGGAAUUGAGGAGCUGGAAAUGUGUCCUUUCUGCGUUUUUGCCACGAUUCCUGCCGCAGGCUACAGCAUUUUCACAUGUUUAAAUCCUGAAAGCAUGAAAGAGUCUUGCAGGAUGUGCAAAAAUCCAUCGCAUGCUCCUUUAAGGUGCGAAGAAGUCGAAGAAGAUGCUGAUGUCAAGGCUCGUACUUUUGUUGAGAAUAAAAUGACUGAGGCUUUGUUGAGGAAAUGUUAUAAAUGUGGAGUGAAAUUUUUCAAGGAAGAGGGCUGUAAUAGAAUGACUUGUUCUUGUGGGGCCUCGAUGUGUUACAUAUGUGAAGAACCAGUCACCGGUUAUAAGCAUUUUAAUGGAAAUGGGGGCGAUCGUUACAAUUUGUGUCCUUUAUAUAGUGAUACUCACGAUGUUAAUAAGAAAAAUGUGCUCAAGGGGGCUGCUGAGGCUAAAGCCGAGUUGGGAAAUGUGGUCUUGAAGCAUGACCCAACAAAAGAUGUGCAAGAACACUACAAUGAGAGGAAAAGGAAACUUCCAUUAAAUCAUCUAGUCGGCUUCGUUAAUGAAAGUUUCUACACUUUCUGGCUUUCCUUCGAAUUUAUCACACAUCAUCUGGAGAAAAUCAGGAUCAGCAUCCGGAAGCACUUCCCGGAGGAUUUCAAACUGAUUUUCCGGGUUAAAUUCCGGGUCAGGAAUGGGGAGCGCUCGUUUUGGAUACUCAUUGUUUGCUAAAAAAAAUAUUUAAACAAUUGAAUUUCUAAAAAUUGCCCCAACUCACUACUAAAAAUAACUGUGAUUAAUUCAUCCACAACAGCAUCAUUCAUGGUUUUAUUCUGACACAGAUUUCUGAUAUAACGAGGACAAGCAUCAGGAAACAUGUCACAUAAAUGAUGCACCAAUUGGAUGUUAACAUUUUCUAGUUCAUCGUAAAUUUGCUCGGGUCUAAAACCAAACAAUAAAUUCCAUUUCGGUACAAAACCCAACUUACCGAUCCUGCGACUUUGGAAUUUGUUUGUCGUCUUCAUCAUUGUCUGAAACCGAAUUGUUUAAAACGUCUCGAAUAGACGAUCAAUAAGACGAUCAAUUGGUUUCUUGA